CACAUGCACAGCGCGAGGGGCAUCAUGCAUAUAAGGGAGAGCAACACCAACGACGCAGCAAUCUCUCUUCCAUCUCUCUCUUUCUUCCAGACCGUGGCAUGCACGGCUUGACACAGACGCUCUCGUACGUCGUCGUCGUCGCCGUCGUCCUCCUCGUCGGCAUAAAGCAGUCUCCACUGCAAACCAGCUAGCUGUAGCUCUCAAUUCGUAGGUGAGAUCGACGCGCAUCGCGCCGCGUCUACGUUUGUAUAUAGAGGGGGAGAGAGGAUCGGAGGAGCCGAUCGAGCUGAAGUAGGGAUGGUGCUGAGGGCGUGCACAAUGGUGGAGGGGUCAUCUUUCGUCGUCGGCGGCGGCGGCGGCGUGCCGUUCUUCGAGUGGCUCAAGCCGCGGUCCUCGCCGCCGCCGUCGCCGUCCUCCUCGUCGACGACUACGACGUCAUCGUCCCUCACCGCCCAACGACAACCGCGUGGUGCUGGUACCAUGCUGUGCUUGCCUCUUCUUGGCAGGCUCGGAGAGGAGCCCGUUGAUGCUGACGAUGGCGGGGCGAUGAACAAUCCUCCUGUCAAGGAAGAGGUGAGCAAUACUACAGACGACUAUGCCGGUGUUGAUCUCAACAUCGGCUUGCCGGCGACGACCGGCGGGGGUAGCUCUGAAGAUGCGCCCAUGGAUGAGGAUGAAGAAGACGAUGAUGACGACGAGGAGGAGGAGACGGAGGAUGAUGAGGAGAAAGCAGCUGGGCUUGAGGGGUGCAAGGUGGAGGAGAAAGAAAGAGAGCAAGUACAUAGCGAGGGAUCGAAGUAUUACGUGUCCGUGGGAGGAGGGGAAGAUCAGAGCAGCAACGCCGGCGAUGUCGACGCCGGCGCCGCCUGCCGUGGCCGGCGGUAUUGGAUCCCGACGCCGGCGCAGAUACUCAUCGGCCCGGUGCAGUUCGUCUGCCAUGUCUGCAACAAGGCCUUCAAUCGAUACAACAACAUGCAGAUGCACAUGUGGGGGCACGGUCGGGAGUACAGGAAGGGGCCGGAGUCGCUCAAGGGGACGCAGGCGACGGCGACGCUGGCGAUGCUGAAGCUGCCGUGUUACUGCUGCGCCGCCGGCUGCCGGAACAACGUCGGCCACCCGCGUGCGCGGCCGCUCAAGGACUUCCGCACGCUGCAGACGCACUACAAGCGCAAGCACGGCGCCAAGCCCUUCGCCUGCCGCCGCUGCGCCAAGCCGUUCGCCGUCAAGGGCGACUGGCGCACCCACGAGAAGAACUGCGGCAAGCGCUGGUUCUGCGCCUGCGGCUCCGACUUCAAGCACAAGCGCUCCCUCAACGACCACGUCCGCUCCUUCGGCGGCGGCCACUUCCCCGUCGCCGCCGCCGCCGCCGCCGCACAUGCGGCGGCGGCGCCGCCCAAGCAGCAGCAGCGAAUCAUACGCUUCGACGACGCAAUGGCGCAAAUGCAUGGCGGCGGAUUAAUGAACUAACAGUGUUAAUUGUUCUUGAUCGUUAGCUAGCUAUAGCUAAUUGCAUGUACACUUCCCCCUUAGUUUACACACACACACACACCCACACAAAAUGCAAUAAGAUUAUGGAGCUAGGUUGCCGAGGAGAAGCUAAAGGCAGUGAAGCAGCUGAAUUUUCUUCUGGAUGAUGACCGGAGUUUGCAUGCAAUCGGGGGACUGACUGAUCACAUAAGGUUUGUUAGUUACCCGUAGCUUGGUAAUUUGCAAGGAAGAAAAUUUGUCAGCUUCACAGCCUAAUGCUGGUUUGGCAGCCAAAUGUAUCAAUGUAUCACUCGUGCAUGACUUAAUUUUAAGAAGAUCUGUUAAUUAAUCAGUUGUCAGCAUCUAAUGAUUGAUCGUUGCUGUU
Molecule: messenger RNA, 1852 nt
Organism: Oryza sativa Japonica Group (Japanese rice)
Lineage: Eukaryota; Viridiplantae; Streptophyta; Magnoliopsida; Poales; Poaceae
Product: protein TRANSPARENT TESTA 1
Biological process (GO): anatomical structure development; regulation of gene expression
Cellular component (GO): nucleus
Molecular function (GO): DNA-binding transcription factor activity
Source: RefSeq, a predicted model, not a curated record